Molecule: messenger RNA, 1149 nt
Organism: Naegleria fowleri
Lineage: Eukaryota; Heterolobosea; Eutetramitea; Acrasida; Naegleriidae
Exons: 2
Coding region: 1-1149 (382 amino acids)
Molecular function (GO): ATP hydrolysis activity; ubiquitin-protein transferase activity
Source: RefSeq, a predicted model, not a curated record
AUGUUCGAAAACCGAAUAGGACGUUGGGAAGAACAAUCUGCUCAACAUCCACUAAUUGUAUUCUAUAGGACCGAAAUGGAUGAAAUUACAGGUAUCGAUCUCAUAGGAAUUGAUACAGAUAAAUUGGAACUAAAUGAAGAGUUGAAAUACUCACUGGUUUGCAAUGGAAUCAACUUGGACGCUCCUAGAGCACUUUCACACGAAAGAGCUCAAGAAAUUAUUAGAAAUGUAGCAGGACUUGGAAAAGAGGAUCGAAACGAGAAAGUUAGAAACAACUAUGUAUUAACAGUUGACAAUUUGAGCAAGGUGCUUGUUAUUUACAACAAACUCAAAUACAGUUUACCAACCAUUUUGUAUGGUGACAAUGGAGUUGGAAAAUCAGAGCUGACCAAAUAUUUAAGCUCUGUUUUGGGCAUCAAGCUGAAACGUUUCGUUGUUAAUGAAGGCCACAGUACUUCCAAAAAUCUCAAAAUUGUUGCUUCUUGUAAUCCAUACCGUCUGAGAAGAUAUGCAGGAACUGAUGUAGAACAACCUUCUUCUCAAAAGCUUGAUAUCCUUAAAGAAAAUUUAAGAAAUCUUCAAAAGACUACUGGGCUAGAUAUUCAAGCCUUUGCUCAAUGCCUUGUUUACAAGGUUUAUCCUCUUCCAGUCUCUUUACUGGAUUCAGUUUUUAGCUUUGGGUCACUUAAAAGUGACAUUGAGCAGUUGUACAUUCGUGCUAUAUUACUAAUGGAAAUUAAUCAGGAAGACAAUACUAGGUCGGCAAGAUUCUUUGAUUGCUUUACAGAGCUGAUUUUCAUUUCACAAAACUUUAUAAGAAAGGUAUACAUGGAGCGCAGCGCUGUAAACUUGAGGGAUGUGAAAAGAUGCAUUAAUUUGUUUAAGAGCUUUUAUCAAUCUCUUGCAAAGAGAAACUCCUUGGAUUCAGAAUUUUAUUUAGACGAGUCAAAUUUCAUUAUUAAGAACUCCAUACUACUUGCUCUGGGUAGUUGUUACUAUUACCGACUUACUGCUCGUAGGGAAGAUUUCGUGAUAGAAAUUGAAGACUAUCUCCUUUCUUCAAACAAAUCUAGUACAUAUUUAUCCUAUCAAAAGGCGAUUUUAUCAACACACUCAAUGAGGAACAGCGUUUUUAUACAAUGCAUUUAA